UAUAACCGACUGUUAAUAGACUGAAAACGCGAACAGUUAUGGGGUGUCGAGUUUCACAGGGUUAAAAUAUUUGCGGCAACUGACUGCGAGAAGUUGUAAGUUUAUUUGUGGUGUUAUCAAGAAAGAGAGUCAACACACACACAAACACACACGCGUGAACUUCUGUUGUCGAAUUCAAAACUCAAAGAAAACAAAUUACGGAGAAAAAAGCAAACGAAUUGAGGUUUUCCCAAAAUAAACCAACGGUCUAAACCAAUCUGCUGUUUGGGAAUCAUCACGUAUAAGGCGACCUAAUUCAUCAUCAAAAUGGCCGAACGACUUUACAGUUACCAAACCGGAAGCAAGCACACGUUCACGUGGAUCGACUACUUCCUGUUCGUCUGCAUGCUGUUAGUUUCGGCGGGAAUUGGUAUUUUCUACGCCAUUAAAGACCGGAAGAAGAAUACCACCAAAGAUUUCCUGUUGGCUGGAGGCAAUAUGUCGGUAUUUCCGGUGGCCCUGUCUCUACUGGCCAGCUUCAUGUCGGCCAUUACGUUGCUAGGGACACCAGCCGAGAUGUAUAACUAUACCACGAUGUAUUGGUGGAUUGGAGUAUCGUAUUUCUUCGCUAUUUUCGCAGCAGCACACAUUUACAUACCUAUAUUUUAUCGACUUGGUGUCACCAGUGCUUUUGAGUAUUUAGAUAAAAGAUUUGGUCGUAUAGCAAGGGUUGCUGCUGCCUGUACGUAUGUUACACAAAUGACAAUCUACAUGGCCAUUGUUCUAUAUGCUCCAUCUCUUGCCUUAAAUGCAGUAACUGGUGUUACCUUGUGGGGUUUAAUCUGGACAGUUGGCGCAGUGUGUAUAUUCUACACAGCAAUUGGUGGUAUGAAGGCUGUUUUAUGGACUGAUACAUUUCAAACAGGGCUGAUGUUGGCUGGUUUAUUAGCUAUAUUAAUACAAGGUAGUAUAGAAGUCGGAGGUUUCGCUAAGGCCUGGGAUAUAUCAGCGGCAAACGAGCGAAUCCUAUUCUCAGAUUUUAGCGUGGACCCAUCAGUACGUCAUAGUUUCUGGUCGUUAACUAUUGGUGGGGCGUUUGUUUGGAUUUAUGUAUAUGGAACAAAUCAAGCCCAGAUCCAGAGAACCAUCACCUGUCCAUCUCUAAGAAAGGCCAGGAUUGCUAUUUGGCUGAAUCUACCUGGUUUAUGGGUUGUAUUAUACUUGUCCUGUUUGAUCGGAACAGUUAUUUACGCUUUCUACAGAACAUGUGAUCCUAAAACUUUUAAUCUUAUCACAGCUUCUGAUCAGUUAUUGCCACUUUUUGUAAUGGACGUAUUAGGACAUAUACCGGGUUUACCAGGACUAUUUGUAGCCUGUAUAUUUAGCGGUGCUCUGAGCACCAUAUCAUCAGGUUUAAACUCCAUCUCAGCUGUAAUACUACAGGAUAUCAUCAAGAAUCUAGGUGGUAGAAAAAUUACAGAAAAAAGAGCCACAAUUAUUUCUAAAGUCCUAGCUGUUGUAUUUGGUAUUUUGAUGAUUGGGUUGACCUACGUAGCUUCUUUAUUAGGUGGAGUUUUACAGGCAGCUUUGGCCUUAUAUGGCAUGAUAGGUGGGCCUAUUAUGGGUAUAUUUACAUUAGGAAUGCUCUUCCCUUGGGCGAAUCAAAAGGGUGCUGUAACAGGUUUGGUGACGAGUUUAAUUUUGAUGUUUUGGAUCGGUAUUGGGUACCAGGUUCACCGCCCGAUUGUAGCCACACCAUCACCAAUCAGUCUUGUUGAUUGUAACUGGAAUUUAACCACUACUACUCCAGCUGUCACACCCGCCAUGAACAUGAGUUUUAUAAAUUCUACUGCCCCUACUGUUACUGAUGGGGCUGGUGAUAGUGAUCCUUUGGUGGGGUUGUAUACAUUAUCCUACAUGUGGUAUACAGCCACGGCAGUGCUAACAGUUAUAGUUGUCGGUCUUAUUGUCAGUUUUAUAACAGGUGCCACCAAACCAGAAUCCUUAGAUCCAACUUUGAUUUGUCCGUUUUUUGACAUCGUGUUUCCAUGUCUACCAGAAAAAAUACUCAAACCUCUCAGAUUUGGAAUUGAUUUCAGUCACGUGGAAGACGAUGAUUUUAAAACCAGAGUAUUGAAAGAUUCUUUCAGAAAAAAUAUCAAGGUGAACUACACACCGGAAGACCAGAAAGCAGAUCUUCACGCUUCUGAAUCGGGCGUUACGGUUACUACAUCCGGAAAUGAAUCUACUCCGACGCUGGUAACGACUGUAUCCCAGUCAGCUUUGCCGAGCGACGAGUUAGAUAAAGAGAAGUCUGGGGUCAAGGAUGACCAAUCAGUGUCAACUCAUCUUUAAGUGUACCUCUUGUAAAACAUGUUCAUUCGUGUUCUAUUAUCAUUGGUGUUCGAUUUCUCGUAACCAACUGAACGGGUUUUUUUUGUCGGGCUCAAUGGAAGAUUGUACGACAAUGUUCGGCUUAGGCUUACCUCAUAUUUCAGUCGAGAUAGGUUUUUUUGGUGGUUGCGAGCGACCAAUUAAAACAUAUGUUACAAUAUCGGCGCCGUUUUCGGCUACCUUUUUCGUUGCAGUGCCUUACCAGGGGAAACUGGCGGGUCGCCGACAAACCAGUACGACGAAACGGUCGCCGAUCGUCGUGCUGGCUUAACCACAACUCUCAAUACACCAGCCACCAUGUUUUUAUGUGGAAGACAAAAGUAUCUCGCCGAAAAUUUCGCAUAGUUUAAGCCGAUUUGUAUAUGAAUAAUAGAUGCCAAUAAUUGUAAAUAUUUAGACAUAUAUGUCUCAGAAAAGUUUGUUUUUUAAAUGACAUGAGGAAGAAUGUAUAUAAUUUUUCAAAUGAAUUCUAUUUAUAAACAAUUUAUCACUGCUGCUUUAAACAUAUACGAGGAUGCUAUAUGGACCAGGGACCGAACGUGACGUUAUCGCGGCCAUCUUGAAAUUGUAACGUCAUAUGCAAAUUUGAAGUCUGUCAAUCGAUGCGCAAUUGUCCAAGUAACAAGCAUAUCGAUCGUUCUUAAAGUAGCUAAGUCUCUAACUCAAUAUCAUCCAAAAUCUUCAACAUUGAAAACACGAUUUAUUUGUCAAAUUAAAUCAACAUUCAUGUUCAGUUGUGAUCUUACCGGGAAAAGAUGGGCUUUUGAUAUCCAAUAUUUAAGACAAAAUAAACAUUUUACCAUUGGUACACGAAUCGUGUACCAUAAUGCGCUUCAGCCCCAUUUGUAUCAAGAGACUCGAGGGACGAGGCUAGACACAUUGCACCAAAUCAAACGGCGUGUGUAGACUGGAAUAACCAGACGCUAGAAAUUUGCACUCGCUUGAGACUGCUGGCUUAUUUCGCCGAACAUAACUGAUUUGAAAUUGGAGUAAAAACGGAAACCAUUGAAUGUAAAUCAGUUUAUAUACAUUCAUAUUACAGUAUUAUAUGCGUUGCGACCCACUUUUGUCAAUUUCUAGGUCCCAAAUGUUAGCGAUUUAGCUCCUUUAAAUUGAUGGAGCCUUCGGGUUUUUUUUUUUUUUAUUAAAAACGCGCUGUCUCCAAGAAGACGAGUCGCGCAUGGGUCCCAGUUUCAUAUUUUAAUACCCAUCUGAUGUGCUGAACGCCAUUUGUAUUUUUUGUACAUUAUGUAAUAUUUUCACGGCUUAAUUCGUGUCCAUAUGUGCUCGAGUUGAUUUAAUUUAGACAUGUUUUAAAAUAUCAUCGGUAGAAAAUCUCCUGACUUGGCUUCAAUCCGAUUGAAAAGAGGCCCAAUCAAAAGAUUUUAGCCAUACUUAUAUCUGGCUCUGGCUUGUUUAAUUACUUCAGCUGCAGAGGAUGUUGAUUAUUGGGAAAUUUUCAUUUCGUAUCUUUGUAAAUACUUGACCAAAUUGAACCAUUUUUAGAUUGAUAUUCCUUUUAGUUUUUAGAGAUUCGAAUUUAAAAAAAAUCCCCGAAAAUUGUGACCAUCAGCUUUAAGGGUUUCAAAUGCAGCUUGUAUCUUCCCGAAAUUCCCGACAAGCCAUGAGCAUCCUUCUGUAUCGGAAAGCCAAUAUUAUCCAAGGAGAACUGUCUCAUAUAUAGAAAUGAAAUGAAAUAGGGUUUAACGUCCUACUGUUCUGCUCCGACUGGGAUAAUGAAGACGGGCAUACGCCAUACAUGAGGGAAGUUUUACCUAGACAGCGGCACUACGGCCUACUCUUAUAUCGAAUUCGAACUUCAAGGGAUCUUUUACGUGCACGCCAAUGUGUACACGUCUCAUAUAUAUAGGCCUAAAUAUAUGCUGCCAAUUGUUUGCGAUGUCACCUAAGGCGGAAGCGGGCGUUAAAUAAAGCUUCCCAGGCCCCCGCCUAUUUUCAGGAAUAAAUCGAAGUUCCGAUGAUACGUCUUGGAUUUUUAAAAUAUUUUUUUAACACCACUUGUAUAUUUUGUUUGCUUUCUUCCUGACCAAUGCCUCUCAUUUAUAUACACACACUUUUAUAAUUUUUUUUCUAUAUCUCUGUUUAAUAAAUCUGUUUAUGAUGGUUGUCCAUGGCAACAGAGAUGCUUUAACAACACUAUUUUAAAUAAUGUAUAUAAACCAUAUUUUGUUGUAUGUUCGUUUUAACAAACCUCUUAGAUUUAGAACAAAAUAAAAUGUUUUAAUUGGUUAA
Patella vulgata (common limpet) is the source of this 4626-nucleotide messenger RNA. RefSeq names its product sodium-coupled monocarboxylate transporter 1. The record is from RefSeq and is a predicted model, not a curated record. Gene Ontology annotation, molecular function: symporter activity. Gene Ontology annotation, cellular component: membrane. The transcript has 17 exons. NCBI's taxonomy places the organism in Eukaryota, Metazoa, Mollusca, Gastropoda, Patellidae. Gene Ontology annotation, biological process: transmembrane transport; sodium ion transport. The coding region runs from base 307 to 2334 and encodes 675 amino acids.